GCAUGAUCGAUCAUAUCGACGACAGUUAGUUCAAUUCGGACUACUACGGUACUAGCGCCCGGUAAAUACAAAAUCGAAAAAUAAACAUGAAAAGUCAACCUGUUGCUGAGUGAACUUAGGUAUUUGAGCUGAAGAAUCGAGUCAUUGACACCUUGACUGGGCGCAAUGGCAUCCCCUUCAUCCUCCAUCAACUUCUUGCCGUCUGAGGUAUCACCGACACUGGAGCCAAGACGAAGCUCCUCCCCCUUCAGCAGGGCUAGGAGCCCACUCAGGUAUAGAGAGUCUGGUUAUGGCCACCUGUCCUCUCUUGGCGCACUGCCCCUCUCUACCAGUGAUCCCGCCCAGCUGCAGCAGGUGGUGGUACAGCUCAGCGCUCAGGUUAAGGGUCUUCAGCAGGAACGUGAUGAGGAGAUGGAUAAUAUUGCACAGCUCAGAAGAAGGCUGAAUGAUUCGGAGAGAGAAAAAUUGGAACUUACCACAGCUUUCAAUUCAGAGAACUCUGACCUGCAGGCCCAAAUAGCCAAACUGAGAGCCCAGCUUGAGAAAGGAGAAGCUGAUAAGCAGAAUGUUGAAUACGAGCUUGCAGUGGCUCGGCAGUCCGUUAGUAGAGAGAAGAUGGGGGCAUCUGAGAAAGAACAACAGUUAAAAGGGAUCAUCUCUUCACAAAGUGAGAAACUAUCCACAUUGAGUGCUCAGGUGCAGGAGCUUCAGAUCCAGGCUAGUCAAUAUGAAAGGGAGAUGGUUAACAUUAAGAGUAAACAUCACAGAGAACUGGAUGAGCAGGAGAAGCGUCUGGCCAGUGUCAUUGCUGAGAGGGAUGUCCUACAGACGGCCAAAGAUGAAAUCGAACAGGUCUUCCAUGAGCAAGAAAGUCUAUACUCAGAUGCUCAGGAGAAGAUCACAGAACUGCGAAUUGAGAGGAAUACCCAGAGCCAGACAGUGAGGCAGCAGCUUCAUGAUCUUCAGCUUGCGGCUGAGAGAGAUGAAUCUACUAAGAGUGAAUUAAUGGCUGCAAAAGAAGAACUGAAAGAAAUGCAGGAGAGAAUAGAAAAGGAGAGAGCAGCACACACAGAAUCCAAGUUUAAUUUUGAAAUAGUCCAGUGUCAGAAACGGGAUCUGGAGGGAGCCCUCAGUGUUGAGAAGUCUGCCAGGGAACAAGCUAUUUACAACAUGGAUGCCAUGAGCAAACAAAUCAGAGAACUCGAAGCAGCUUACCAGGAAGAAAGAAGGGAAUGUGCAUACAACAAAGAACAGGUUCAAAGACUCACUGCUGAGUACGAAACGACUAAGUACGCUCUUACAGCUGAGGUAGAUCAGAAGAGAGAGGUGUUAUCGGGAACAUCAAAACAGAUCGACCUCUAUCAGAAGAACUUCAAUGGUUUGAAAGAUGAACUCACAAGGGCCAAGAAGAGGCAGAUCUAUUUGGAGGAGACCUAUGGGGGAUGCAUGCGAGAGCUGGAGCUACUCCUUACAAACUUCCAUGUGAUGGGGGAGGGCAACCUCCGACCCAAGAGGAAGACGGUGAAAGGGAAGGGGAAGAAGAGUGGGGGUGAGGGGACUGGGGUGGGGUCACAGCAGGAGCUUUCCCCCUCCCUGGUGCUAGAGACCCUCAGACACACCCUGACAAACUACCAGCAGAGGUUGGAUGAGACGACGCAAGAGUUAAAACGUAUGAAGGUUAUCCAUGAAAAACUUGCCAAUGAGUGUGAACACUAUAAGGAAGUCACAUACUCGAGAGACCACAUGGUCAAGGACCUGCAAACCAAGCUAUCAUCAACCGUCAAAGAACUGGAGAAGGUCAAAGGUCAGUACAGCGAGCAGGAAACGACCUUGUCUCGCCUGAAGGUCAAGCUACAGAGGGCACAGCAGGGUCAUGAGAAUGAACAGACAAAGGCAUACAACAUGGCUGACGAAUUUGUUAGGCAACUGACUAAUUUGGAGAAUGAGCAGGAGAAUAGGAAGCUGUACCUUCACAGUAUCUACCAGCGCCUCCUGGCUGGUCGGGUGGUGAUGCAGGAAGAUUUGGCCAAGAAUGGCGCCCAAGGCCUGGGCUGGCCUGAGCUUAGUGCAGGGGUGCAGGAAGAGGUUGUACAACUCAUGUCCAAUGUCAGCAAGGCUAAUGAAAAAGUUGUUCUUCUAGAGAGUGAGUUACGGACCAAAAAAGAGCAGUUCAUGCGCCUUGAAGACAAUCAUAAGGAUGCACUGGAUAGACUGGCACAAUCGGCUCAACAAAGGGAGACAAACUGGGUCAGAGAGAAAGAAGAACUGGAGCAUAGAUACCAGAAGAAAAUAGAAGAAUUGAAGAUCAAAACACAGAAAUCAAAGAACCUUGCAAGUGAUGCCCUCAGCAAAGCAAGGCACGACGGCUCAGCCAAGCAGGAGCUUGAAUCCCAGAUGUCACAACUCAGCGCCACACUCGCCACCCUUCGAACCGAGAAUUCCUCCCUUCUGGCCGCCUGCGCCCUUCUCGGGGGCGCCCUCCUCCCAGUGUACACCCGGCUCGGACAGCUAGCGGCUCAGAGACGCAUCCUUGAGCAGCAAAUUGGCAAUGUUGAUGCGUUCAAGCGCCAGGCGAGGGAGCUCGCACAGAUGCUGGCAAUGGAGCCUGGGAAGGGGGAAUCGUUACCAGGAGCCAACAGAGAUCCAUCUCGUACUAAGAGGAGGAGAAGCAGUCGAUGUUUGCUGAUGAGGUUUAGGGUUGCUGCCAUAGCUGUCAUGGCUGCACAUAGAUUAUUGUAUUUGGCUGGUCAAACUGAUCUACUGUUCACCACAAGUGAGAACACCAGUGGAUCUUAUGCAGUACCGCUAUGCCUUGGCAAUGCACAUAUGCCUCAAAGAAGCUUUUCAGGUAUGAACAGUAUCGCAAGCACGAGGUCUCUUCUAGAGGCUCAGACAGCUGGUUGGUUGACUAGUCCUGAUCUUCAGGCCAGGGUUAUAGCUUCUGUAGCUGAUCUGCAACAGCUGAUAGGACAAUCUGGUACCGGCAAUGGCCCAAGCAAUCACUCCAUCAUCCAAGCUUCCAUGUCAGCUUUCGAGAGCCUGGUAUCCCGGCUGGCCCCCUGCUUCACCACCGUCUCAACCCUUGCUCCCACUGCACCCACUUCUUACCCCCCUUACCGUCAGCCAACCUACAUGGUGAGGGGACCCCUGGUGCGGUGCCUGGGGCAUGGUCUGAAUAGACUCCUAGCGCAUACAUCGCUGGCAGGGGUCAAGAACCAGUAUGUCACUAUUGAGCAAACUAUGAUCACCUUGCAGAACCAGAUGGUAGACUUCUUAGACAGGCUCCACCAAGCAGAGGUAGAUAGAAGGUCACUCAAGAAAGAGAACGGCAGAUUAAGGCAAGAGACUGGCCAGCUAAGACUAUCAUCAGACAUAGCUUCCGACCUUCAACAGGAAGUGGCUAAGCUUCAAGAAAAAAUUCAGGAUACUGUAGAAAGGGGUAAAUUUGAGAAAGUUUUCCAGGAGCUCCAGCAAGCGUUAGGGAGAGAGCAGGAGGCCCAGAGGAUCCUUACGGAGCAGAGCAACAGACUGGAGGAGAUGGGAAUACAACUCAACGUCAAAACAACGGAAGAGCUGGAGAAAGAUCAUAAUAUUACAGAAGCCAUCAAGGGCCUUUCAGAAGCAAAGAUGGAGCUGAGACGAAAAGAGCAAUCAGUGCGACAAUUGAGCAGGCAACUCUCACAGAUGGAGAAUGAGAGACGAUCUCUACAGGAUAGUCUAAACGCCGCAGAGAGCGCACUCAAGGCCAAUACAAGAGAUCGCGAGAGCGUAGUUACGCAGCUGAGGUCUCUCCAAACAGCUGUAUCUAACACAAAGCACCACCUCCUUGCCAGAGCAGACAGCCAAACCAUUGAUAGUUCAUUAGCAAAGAUUGAGGCUCAGCUUCUUGUUACUGCCAUUUCAUCUCCUGACGUGAUAGCUCUCCAGAGUCUUGUGAGUACCUUUGUGGAAACCCAGAAGACGGCCAUCUCGCGACUCACUACUCUGGAGCUAGAGAUCACAUCUCACAAACAGCAUAUAACCAGGCUGAAGGAGGAACUCGCUGAUGCUUGCAGUAGGCAAAUGGCGGAAGGAGAGGUAACGCCUUGUGUGAAUGGAUAUAUGACCUCUACCGGUGACAGGUCUAUAGGUAGACCAUACAAGCCUUUCUAUGAAACAGAUAGGAGCAAUAAUGAUGUCUUUCUGCCACUAAGGGAAGUGAGUGAUCACAGUAUGCAGGUCAUGUCUACUCCAGCCAUCGCAAGACAGGAUUAUCUUGCAGGUGUUGGGAUGAGUACCCCAGCAGGCAUCAGUUCUUCCCCAAUCAAACUACCAAGAGUUUGAGCAAGCAGUCGGCCUUAUCUGGUGGGAGCAUAUGGAGGACGUACCCUGUGAUGUUGGUUGUGAAGCGGGCAGCGAGUUAUACUUCCAAUGCAAAUAUGAAUAAACAACAUGUGAUUGGGUCAGGAAGAUGGUGGACCCUGAUCAGCUACAAUGUUGAAUUUUAAAAGGGCAUUUAACUGCGAAACUUCCGAAAUUAAUAUGAAGGAAAAAGAUACCGAACAUGGAGAGGGAUCGUGAGCAGCUUAAAUUUCAUGUAUGAAACUGGCAUUUGACUCCACUACUUCCAGUAACAGAAUUGGUAAGGGAGAGAGGGGGGUCAUCAUUAGCUAGUGUUGAGUGUGAAACGGGCUGUUAGCUACACUUCUUCCAGUGAGAGAGGAGCUCUGAUUAGCUUCAAUGUCAGAUGUGAAAGGGGUUGUUUGCUACACUUGUUGGAAUGCUAGUUUAUAUAUAAGCUACACUAGUUUGAAUGGUAGUAUACAUAUAUAAACAGCCUUGUGAUGGGGAAGACCAUGGACCUAUUACGAAUGGACAUUCAACGAACCCCCGCCUUUGGGACAAAGACCGUCACCGCUAAUCCUUUUAUAAACAGAGCGCUGGCAGCUGACGCCCAUCAAGCCUGUCGUAAAACACGCUCUCGCUGAUGGACAGCGGAAAUCAAUUGUACGCUGCUCCUACCCGUUGCGAUGUUGUUCGUUCACUUUAUCAAAAGCAACGCACAGCAGCGAACGUUAACGCUAUGAAAAUGAUAGCAGAAACAAGAAAACAGGCGUGCAUAAACGUAUUUUUUACGUACAUCGCAAACAACCGCAAAUGAAAUGCAUUGACAUCACCUUGCAGAUCCGUAUAUCUACGGCAAAAAAGCAGUUGAAAUUUGACGGAGAAAUGUGUGAAAAAACGUUAAAAAUGCAUCUUUUUCGGACAGUAUUGAUGUCGAUAGUAGCGCUUACCUUUGGUCAGAAGUUGAUUUUCAUUUGGGCAUAAAAUUCCACAGGAUUGAUGAAAUUUAACGGGAUUUUUUUUGAUGGUCAGACGACAAUCGCACAUUAUAGACAGCCUAAAUUAAUGUACUGAAAAACCGGAUAUGAAUCGCGCAUUGCAUUCUAGGUAAUGUAGGGACUUUCCCUAUUGGCAAUCGGGGCUAAAACAUGACCGUCUUUGGUCGAAAGAGGGCCAGUGAUCGAUCGGUGACGAUCAUUGGCCGAAAGGAGCUUGUGUAAACAAUCGCCCCGGGCGGUCGUCGUAAAAACCGCGUAAAGAGAAAGUUAAGGGUUAGACAGCGAUUUUGACAGCUGGAAACAGGUGGUGGUCAUAAAGAGCUCUCGUUGAAUGUCCAUUCGUAAUAGGUCCAUGGGAAGACAUAGACCGUAUCAGGUGAAAUGGACAAUGUACCGCACUUUGUCUAAUGUGCCGAAAUAGGUGUGUACAUAAUGGAACAAGGAAGAAGAACCAUGAGUGAAUAUGAUUUAGAAUACUGUGAUACUGGAUGGUUAACUGAAGUGUGAGCUAAUAACCUCCUCCUUCGUUGCCAGUAUAAACCACCUUGAUUUUGUUACAAUUACCUCAGUUGUAUGUACAGACCAAUCAUUGCUGGCUUCUUAAAGAAAAUGCUCCCCAGGGAGUGGAGAAACUGUAAACUAUGUGUGAAGGCUUACCAGAAUCGAAGGUCUGGGUAUUAAUCUAUGUAUAUACAUGUAUGAUAUAUGUAAAUGUAUUUAAUUCCUAUAUAAGCUGAAAUAUUUUUAGUUCCCAGGUACUUUUUUACUUCAUGCCCACCAUUUUAUAAUACACAUUUUCCUCUACCAAAGCCAAGUUCUCUCUUGAGAUUAGAAUUACUCUGAGAAGGGUGAAUUGUAAUGUCCCCAUUUUAGCCUCUGGAAAGUGUGAAUUGCCACCAAUAGGCACAGACCUGAUUUUGGGUGGAAGAAAGAGUAAUUUCAAACUUUGUAUUAUACAUUGAUGAUAGGAAACUAUGCAGUGUCCCUAGCUUAUUCUUAGCCUCUACAAGUCUACUAUUUUGUCUUAUUUUCCAAGUUGGCAGGUAUGUCCACCAACUUUGUUUCAUGUUUGUUUGGUCUAAAUGUGACUGGUUUGCGGUAUGAAUUAGAAACAGCAUGUUUAUUAUGAUAAAAUAUUAAAAAGAUGCAAUGGCCAAUUUAGCUCAAAAUUAGUUAUAUAAGAAUGGAUAAUACCACCCAGGUACAUAUAAUAUUUUGGCACUUUGGUCUAUACAAUGCCUUAUGGUUUAUUCUUCACAUCAGAUAUGAUAAUAUGGACCAAUCAAGUAUUUGGCAAUUGUUUGGUGAGAUCAAUUCCACCCCAGAAAAAAGUUGAUUUGAAUCAAUAUAGAAAAAUCAAACAAGCAUAAUGCUGACAAUUUCAUCAAAUCGGAUUUAGUGUCGCUUAGUUUUCACAAAACAAUUAUAUGCAAAUGAGAGAUUU
Molecule: messenger RNA, 6765 nt
Organism: Lytechinus pictus (painted urchin)
Lineage: Eukaryota; Metazoa; Echinodermata; Echinoidea; Temnopleuroida; Toxopneustidae
Product: coiled-coil domain-containing protein 171-like
Exons: 29
Coding region: 166-4323 (1385 amino acids)
Source: RefSeq, a predicted model, not a curated record